AGAAAAGCUGAGGGGACGAGAGAGACAGAUCAGUCGUGGUGCCGCCGCCGUCCGUCCGUCCGUCCCUUCCUCCCGUCCCUCCCUAGCCAUGAAUAGUCUCCGCUGGUCCCCGAUUGGAGCUGUGCAUGGCAAGUAGGCAGUGGUCUGGACUCAUUGCUGCAGUGUGGAUAGCAGCCUCCAUCCCGGCAAGUGCUUGUGCUCCUGGGUCGCCGGUCUUCCCCUCCAUCUCCACCUUCACCUUCAUGGAUGCUGCCUGGGUCCUCCCAAGCAAUCCCUGCUCUCUGGCUCUGUAGAAGGUGGGGUGGUGCCUGAUGCCUGUCAUCCCCAUCCCGCGGCGGGUCCGCUCUUUCCAUGGCCCCCACACAACAUGCCUGCACUCUGCAUGUGGGCCGGUCAGGACCACCCACUUGGUGCGCACCAAGUACAACAACUUUGACAUCUACCUGAAGUCCCGGUGGAUGUAUGGCUUCAUCCGUUUCUUGCUGUACUUCAGCUGCAGCCUGUUUACCUCCAUCCUGUGGGUGGUGCUGUCAGUCUUGUUUUGCCUCCAGUACCUCAGCAUCCGGGUCUUUCUCCGUUUCCAGUACAAACUCACCAUCUUCCUGCUGUUGCUGGGAAGGAGGCGUGUGGACUUUAGCCUCUUCAACGAACUGCUCAUCUAUGGCAUCCAUGUCACCAUGCUGCUGGUGGGGGGGCUGGGCUGGUGCUUCAUGGUCUUUGUGGAUAUGUGAAUAAAUAAAAAACCAGUGCAUGUCGGUCAAGGAGGCAUGUUGGACUCUAA
Messenger RNA from Podarcis muralis (Common wall lizard), 781 nucleotides. RefSeq names its product transmembrane protein 250 (gene TMEM250). The record is from RefSeq and is a predicted model, not a curated record. NCBI's taxonomy places the organism in Eukaryota, Metazoa, Chordata, Lepidosauria, Squamata, Lacertidae.